AGAACGGAUUAUUCGAGUAGACGAAAUAUUUCACUUAAGCGCGAAAACUGUAAAACAAUUUUAAUAAUUAAUAUAUUAUUUCAUUUCUUACCACCGGUAAUUUUUCGUCAGUUUUUUCCAGCGAAUAUUAAUUAAUAUUGGUCGGGAAAGUUAAGUUUACCCGUCUGGCAACGUUGUUUCACCUGUAGUGUACUGCGUGUGUUUUUGUAGUGUUUAAAGAGAAUUAAUUGGGCGACGUCGACAAAUUAGGACAGAAAUCCUUUAUGGAAACGCCGUGUUUGUCGGAACUGCGCACGAUAUUAAAUCGUCUUAGAUUAUUAUGCAUUUUCGUCUUCAUUUGACGUUUGUUUACGAAUUAUCGGCAAAUAUGAAAUGGUUUUGAAAUGAAGUUUACCAACAAAUGGAAUUUCGUCCAAAGAAAAGGCGUUUUUGGGGGACUGUUGGCCUUCUGUAUUGGCGGAGGUUACUUAGCACGUGAAGUUUAUACCAGUGAAGGCAUGUGGAAUGCAAUAAAUUCUAUAUCUUACAAAGCUCCGAAAGAAGACAAAGAAUCAGAUUACAUAUAUUUAUCCAAGAGUUACAAAGAUGAUUUAGAUAAUGAAGAAGUAAAUAAAUAUAGCUGGUGGCCAUGGAAUAAGAAAGAACACAAAAUUCAAUGGCAUCUGUUGAGACUCGCCCAGUCCAAAGAUCGACAGGUGCGGCACGUGGCCGUCAAAGCACUGUCCGAAUUGCCUCAUUUAAACGAUUCUGAAUUUAGAGAAAUUGCCCAAGCCUGUGACAUGCGUACGGCAAUCGGUUUAGCCAGAACUCACGGGACCGAUCUUCGAUUCUUUUUAUUGCCGUCGAUACAUACGGAAUAUUCGGAGAAUGAAAUUGAAACAGAGCUUAAAAAUUUAUUAGCAAGUUUGCCAGACAAAGAUAUCAGCAAAUGCAUUCAAUAUUUCACUCAACAGGCUAUCAAAAUUGGUUAUCAGAAAGUCGAGUCUGAUAAUAAACUCGAAUGGAAUAUCGACAACGAACUGAAUGGAGUUUCUGCUCAGAUGGAAUUUCGUCCGCGUUCGGUUUCUCACGAAACAAUCGUAAAAACGUGUCUUCGGGCACUCUUGAGUCACAGCACCAUUUUAUAUCAUCGAAAAUUAAUAGUCGAGAAAGGAAUAUUAUUACUGCUGCAUCGCAUUAACAAUCAUCAUAAAAAUCAUGAAGUAACGAGUUUAAUCAUUCAAAUAUUAGGCAAUCUUGUUGAAGAUAAAAGCCUUCAUAAGCAUUUAUUUAUGACUGGUUGGAUUCGAACAUUGACUUCAUUAUCGAGAUCACCACACUUGGAGCUUUCGUUGCCCGCCAGUAGAGCUUUAGUCAAUUUAGAUAGUGAUAAAUUUUCUGACGAAGUUUAUGAAGAUGGAAUUUAUCUUUUAUAUCCACAACUACGAGGGAGGGACAAACAUCUAAAUGCGGAUGUCAUUUUUAUUCAUGGUCUUCUCGGAGGAGCGUUUCGAACUUGGAGGCAGAAGGAUGAAAUGAAAUUAGAAGUUAAAGACCAACAGAUAACUCUGGAAAAUGACAAAGUCUGGGUUACUCCCGACAAACAAAAAGAGCCGUCGUUUCCUCCAUCUACUUUUGGUACCAUACUUGAAGAUUACACAUUUUGUUGGCCAAAGGAUUGGUUGUCUCGUGAAUGUCCGCAUCUUCGAAUUCUGGCAGUAGAUUACUACUCUCAUUUUACCGUCUGGAAGGACGAGUGUCGCUUUGAAACCGAAAAUCGCUCUCUAUUAAGUAGAAGUAAUGAGAUUUUGAAGAAGUUAGUAGCCGCGGGUGUCGGUAACAAACCCAUAAUAUGGGUCACUCAUUCCAUGGGAGGAUUGUUAGUAAAACAAAUGCUUCUCGAAGCAGCCAAAAACAGAGAUCCCAGCAUUAGAAACGUGUUAGAGAAUUCAGUUGGCGUAGUGUUUUGUAGCGUACCUCACCGAGGAAGUUCUUUGGCCACUGUGGAUUCCGGCUGGAAACUAAUAUUACUUCCGACUAAAGAAGUGAAAGAAUUGAAAAAAGAUUCCUCGUAUCUUUUGGACAUGCACGAGAAGUUUAAACAGUUGGCCAAGAAGCACGACAUCUCUUGUCUUAGUUUCGGAGAAACCCAAAAAACCAACCUGGGCUUGAAAUUAAGCACGUUGAUGGUGUCUCUGGAUUCCUCAGAUCCGUCGAUCGGCGAAUUUUACGCACUUCCGGAGAAUCAUCUGAACACCUGUAAGCCGGAAACGAAGUCCUCCGUCAUGUAUCAGCUGCUGGUGGAUUUCAUCCAUCAGCACGUGCCGCACACUCUGAUGGAAAAUUUGCUUCAGGACCACAACGUCAGUGCCGAAGAUUUAGAAACCACCGUGGUCAUGGGAUUAGUGCAAUAGAUUUUUGUAUACAAUUUAAUUAAAGACAAUAUUUUUAAAUACGUAUAUGUAAUAAUGUCUUUGGUUUAUCAUAAUAUAUUCUUUAUGCAGAUGCCUUAGUCCAUUGUAAAACGUCCAUCGAAUUUACGGUGGAAAGUAUGUGCGGAAUUGCGGAUACGACCGGGCCCAAUUACUUUUUCGAUUCUCUCGAACGCUCAAAGUCGUAGUUUAUUUUGUUUUUAUAAAGAAAUUUCUUCAGGUAAUUAUAUUAUAUUUUCAAAUUAAAGUUAAAAAAGUUAUUUUGAUUUUUAUGGUUUUAGGCAAGUUAGAGAGAGACAUUUUCUUCGGAAUGUAUAUUUACAAUUAUGCAUUUUUGAUUACGCGAUCCGAACUCCGGUUCCUCUGUAUUUGGAUCGUCGUCCCGCUUCAUCGAAGUCCAUACGUAAGCAUGAAUACUUAAAAACACACACAAGAACAUUCCAUCUUUAAGGGAAAUUCUAUUGUUAGAACUGGUAAAUAAUUUCCCAUGUGGAUGUUAAAAUCCAAAAGUUUAGUGAAAUCUGUUUUUUAUACUUUUUCUUUAUUAUUUAUAUAGUGUGGACCCCAAGAAAACGGGUCUAAUCUGAGAUAAUUUCGAGAAAAGUAUUAUGAAAACCAAAGAUAUUACCGAACGGUCGGGGUACCCAAAAUUUGCGUAUUAAAUUUCCUAUAAAUCGGAUGCAGGGUAUGAUUUUAGGAUUGUUGUUGCCAACGAAAACUUUUGACUAGUAAAUAAAUUUUUUUCAUUUA
Molecule: messenger RNA, 3161 nt
Organism: Centruroides sculpturatus (bark scorpion)
Lineage: Eukaryota; Metazoa; Arthropoda; Arachnida; Scorpiones; Buthidae
Product: protein SERAC1-like
Exons: 13
Coding region: 384-2393 (669 amino acids)
Source: RefSeq, a predicted model, not a curated record